AUGAGUAUAUCAUCCCUUUUAUUCAGAGGUUUAAAAGGGGGACAAGGGGUAUGGAACGAUAUCAACAACGAAUUAGAAUUGAUAAGUUUGACAAAGGAAAAAAAAUUAAAAAAAAAAAAAGAAAAAAAACGUACGACGGGUAUAAACGGUUUAACUUAUGCCACGAUGAAAGUCGAUCUCACAUUUAAAUCAACCGUGAGCGACGUUGAAUUAAUGAAUUUCCGUCAUUAUUUGAAAAAGAAAAAUCUCGGGAGGGAAGAUCACAUCGUCACAAUACAAGACAUUAAAAUCGUCGCCAUGUUUCUUUGCAUGCAACCCCUACCGACUUUAUUUUAUAAAUUUUUCAACGUGUCCGUCGUCAAUCAAUUACUCAGAUCAUGCAUCGUUUACUUACAAUUUUUCUUUCAGACGUGCGAAACGGUCGUGAAAACUCAACAGUUUUUAAAAACGAAUAGAAAUUCACGUUACAAUCCGUCAUCUCAUCAAUCCAUGAAAGAAGAUUUGGACGAUUUGAGAGUUUUGAUUGGUAGAUUUUACGCGGCCGUCAUUUUUUCCGAAUUGUCAUCCAUAGAAAUAAGCAAAACGGACGAAAUCAUCGUUUUCGAAUGUUUUUUAAAAGUUUCCACGAUCGUCGUUUGGAUAGCGCUAGAAAGAAAAUAUUUAAACACCAUCAGAAUCGAACUCGAAAGAAUAUUUCGUACCGUUUAUUUUAACAAUUUCGAUACGACGUCGGAAAAUUCAUCCUAUAACAUAUUGAACGAAAUAAAAAAAGAAAGUUUUGUCGUUUUACAUGGUAAAAUAUCGGAAUUCGAUAAAAGGAAAAAUCAAGGGAUAACGAUUGGAAUAUUGGGAUUGCAAAGAAGAUUAUUCGACCCAUUGCUGUAUCCAUGUUCGAAAAGAGUUCUUAAACUAUUGAUAACGAGUAGUCCUAUGGACGUAAGCGACGAACGUAAAUUGCUCAGGGAAAACGCCAUUAAAAAAGCACAGAGAGAAAGCGAACCUCAACCUCCUCACGUUUUCGACGAUCUACCGAGAAUUCCGAGACCCAAGAAAUACACGAUAAGCGUAGAAAAGAAAAAAUUAGGUAAAGCCGGUACCCGAGACGGGGGAGACGACAGAGAAAAAUCCGUUAAAAUCGAAGGCGAAGGUAGCGACGAUGGUGAUGACGAUGAUGAUGAUGAUGGCGACGGUGAUGAUGAUAAGGAAGAAGAAGAAGAACUCGAAACGGUCGAAAGUUUGGCUGAAAGUAGUUUUAAAAGCGCUGAAGAUGAUUUAUACACUUUUUGA
Pediculus humanus corporis (human body louse) is the source of this 1287-nucleotide messenger RNA. RefSeq lists its product as uncharacterized. Gene Ontology annotation, biological process: negative regulation of phosphatase activity. NCBI's taxonomy places the organism in Eukaryota, Metazoa, Arthropoda, Insecta, Psocodea, Pediculidae. Gene Ontology annotation, molecular function: phosphatase binding. The record is from RefSeq and is a predicted model, not a curated record. The coding region runs from base 1 to 1287 and encodes 428 amino acids. The transcript is spliced from 6 exons.